CUAAGGUCCCAGGACAGAAUCAGAGCAUAACCCUAGCCUGGUGCUUUUGGGACGCUGCCCGAUGAAGCAACCUACACAACCAAUGCUACAGGCUCCCGACGUGCUGAACGGCACCCCCGUUUGUAACCAGUGAGAUAUAUGGCUUCUUUCUGAGAUAAGGAUCGAGCUGUGCAAAGACCAUUCGCCCAGAUGCAAAGGUCGAGCCACCUUCCCACGCGAGGAGGCUCGCAACGAUUUAAGCCCCAGCGUCAUCAGCAAGUUGAAACUCCAAGGCGACUCUCAUCUUAUUCAAUAUUCCAGCGGAUAACCCAAUCAAAUACACCAACAAAGAAAGAAAAGAAAGAACAUUUCCCAUGGCGGACGGCGAACGCGUCGCCUUUGAACACAAGAACCGUGGCCGAGGCCGCCAUCGCAGGCUUCAUUUCUACAGCACCCGCCGCAGACGCCAUUCGUCCUCUUCUGAUAGCGACUCCUCAUUCUCCUCCGGCUCCGACUCCGACUUCAGAUCCGACUCUGCGUCUUACGACAGCAACAGGACGCCCUACCCAUUGGCCCCGCGGUGGUGGCGCCAUCAUUAUCAUCAUUGUGGUCGACAUGGGGCCGUCAUCUUAGACAAUGAUCUCGACAUACCCGCCGUACGGCCCGGCGUUUAUUUUCAGCCUCUUAGUCACCGCUAGCUACCGUCGACUGCGUAUUUAAGACGGCGGAGAUGAGCAGGGCCGCUACAGGACGAGCAACUAGGGCUGCUGUCACCAGCAUUCACCACCACCAGCGCGAUAUUGUGUGCAGCAGCCGCAGCCAGGU
Messenger RNA from Cryphonectria parasitica EP155, 804 nucleotides. RefSeq lists its product as uncharacterized. The transcript has a single exon. The record is from RefSeq and is a predicted model, not a curated record. Bases 190 to 612 code for a protein of 140 amino acids. Lineage: Eukaryota; Fungi; Ascomycota; Sordariomycetes; Diaporthales; Cryphonectriaceae.